GCGGGAUUCAAACAGCAAGCUACUUUAAAUGACCACGGGAAUUUUAAGAUUAAGUAACAAAUACGAGAAAGGAGACCUCAGAUUUUUAUUUAUUUAUUGCUAAUAAAACAAAUUAUGCUAUGAUCACAGACACCGAAUGAAAACUCGGGGCAGAAAUUGUUUGAGGAUAUAGUUAAAGUGUUGGAUUGCUCAAAAGUCCGACGGACCUUGAAGGAGACAUCAUGCAAACAGAAUCCGCGGCGCAUUAACUGCGACAAGAGCUGUGUUAGUAGCCUAGAUAAACUUUUCACAGCUAGCUCACUUAAAGCGUUUUUUAAUAGUAUGUAAUUAAAUUCUUGAAAUAACUUCAGUAAAACGUUAUUAAUUCCUAAGUUGUAAUAUAAUAGCUUGGCAUAUUGUGAAGCCGAAGUGAGAUUUGCUGUCAACUCGGGAUACUUGUAAAGUUAAGUCUUUGCGGUUGCUGCUGGUUUGACAUCCUGCACAUGGACAACAGCGGCUCAGAUGAGACGACGGGGCAGAAUGAGGGUCCAGCUGCUGAGGAUUACCCAGCACAGGAAGACACCUCACCAGCAGACAUGCUGAGAAUCAAGCAGCAGAUGGCGAACCAGUGCUUUGAGAUGACUGUGCAGCUCAACGCAGGAAAAAAUAAGCGGCCCUGCAGCACAUCUCAGGCAGAAAGAGAGCUGCCGGACUGCGUCUCGGAGCUUGAACACGUGAAGACGGUCCAUUUCAACAGCACCCUGGCUCUGCACAGAAUACAAAUGUGGAACGCUAUAGGAGAAAAAAUGAAGCAGACGGAUCCAGAUGCAACAGACCUGAAGGCUGUGAGUGCUCGCUGCAUGGCUCUGUGUUCGCAGAUAAAACAGCUCCAGAUAGAGACCAGAAAUCUGCAAGAUGAAAUUACAGAAAUGCAGAAGGAGAGACUGGAGAUUAAACGACUCACACAUGAAAAAAUGAAAGAGACGCAGGAGUUACUGUCCAACAAAGAGCAUCCAGACUCAGAAAAGUACAAAGCGGUGCUGGAGAAAGGCCAAGAAAACUUGGAGAUUUAUAAGAAGAUGACCAUAAUGGCACAGAAUGUCCUCAGGGGCAUCCUGUUGGCGUGUAAAGUUAACUGGCUGGAAGAGCCAAACCUUCGUGAAAUUGUAAUGACGUUGGAGGACUUUCCUAUCUCUGACUAGAAAAAUCAUUAAUUUAUCUCAGUUACAUGUUUUUUGUUUUGCAUUCUUUAAUAAAAAAGUCUCAAACCCC
Molecule: messenger RNA, 1251 nt
Organism: Poeciliopsis prolifica (blackstripe livebearer)
Lineage: Eukaryota; Metazoa; Chordata; Actinopteri; Cyprinodontiformes; Poeciliidae
Gene: cenph
Product: centromere protein H
Exons: 10
Coding region: 483-1181 (232 amino acids)
Biological process (GO): kinetochore assembly; mitotic spindle organization; chromosome segregation
Cellular component (GO): nucleus; kinetochore
Molecular function (GO): kinetochore binding
Source: RefSeq, a predicted model, not a curated record